Phlebotomus argentipes is the source of this 2307-nucleotide messenger RNA. RefSeq names its product serine/threonine-protein kinase Nek8. The transcript has 5 exons. The coding region runs from base 1 to 2298 and encodes 765 amino acids. The record is from RefSeq and is a predicted model, not a curated record. Gene Ontology annotation, molecular function: protein kinase activity; ATP binding. NCBI's taxonomy places the organism in Eukaryota, Metazoa, Arthropoda, Insecta, Diptera, Psychodidae. Gene Ontology annotation, biological process: protein phosphorylation.
AUGUCCCAGAGUCGGGAAGUGUCGAAAGUCGGUGCCUUUUCUAAGGCUUCCUCAGAUUUAUCCAAUUUGUCCACUUUGUCCAGAUUCAGGGAUCCCGGAGUGCCGGCAACGAUGACCAGCACCUCGGAUGAAGUCAUCUUGCCGGAAUUUGAGCGACUCAAAGUUGUGGGAAGAGGAUCCUUCGGAAUUGCUGUCCUGUAUCGCAAACGUUCAGACCAGACUUUAGUCGUGCUUAAGCAGGUGAAACUCAGUGAAUUGACUCCAGAUGAACGCGCCAUGGCAAUGAACGAAGUCGAGGUGUUCUCCAAACUCCACCAUCCCAAUGUUAUCAGCUACUUGGGAAGUUUCCUUCGCGGAGAUUUGCUCCUCAUCGAGAUGGAGUACGCCGAAGGAGGUACUCUGGCACAUGUAAUCUCUGCCCGAACACCUACAGAUCGCCUGCCCGAGCGUCAAAUUCUCACGAUUGUCGAGCAAAUCACCAGCGCUGUUGCCUAUCUUCACGCCCAGGCGAUUCUUCAUCGAGAUCUCAAGACUGCCAAUGUGUUUCUGAGUCGCCGCGGCGUGGCCAAGAUCGGGGACUUUGGCAUCUCCAAGAUUAUGCACACCAAGAUAGACACUCGCACAAUUCUGGGCACGCCGUACUACUUCAGCCCAGAGAUGUGCGAGGGCAGAGAUUACGACGCCAAGAGCGAUGUGUGGGCGUUGGGAUGCAUUCUGGGUGAGAUGUGUUGCCUGAAGAAGGCCUUCUCAGCAUCCAAUCUCUCUCAGCUUGUGGCGAAGAUCAUGGCAGGACAGUAUCUUCCGCCACCGGCUGGUUACUCCACUUGCCUCCGCAAUCUCCUCAAGCUCCUCCUUCAGGUCAAUCCAGCGGAUCGUCCAGCAGCCACUGAAGUGCUGCAGUACUGGAUUCCUCUUGUCUACCGCCACCUGGGGCCCCAGAGGGGAUACACGUACCCGAGACAGGUUGAGGAAGAGGCAGCAGCAGCUCUUGAGCAGCUAUCUCUGAAGCAGUACACUGAGGAAGUCACAGCUGGCCUUCCAGAGCCCCUUUCUGAGCGCUCUGUCCUCUAUCAGCUGCACUCCUUUGGCACAGGAGUCUCUAUGAGAGCAUUGCCACUUCCUGCAACCGCCAAGAUUGCUCGUGUCGCCACAAAUGGGGCGCACUUUGUGGCAGUGAUGACCGAUGGAGUGGUCUACACGUGGGGAGACGACGGUAAAGGGCAGCUCGCUCUGGGAGCUAGUUCUGGAGCUGAGGGAUCAGCUUUCAAGCACUACCCUAGUAAAGUUGAGAGCCUCAAGGGAUACACAAUUGUUGGGGCAAGUUGCGGUGAUCAAUUCACCAUCUUCUGGACCAAUACUGGAGUCGUUCUGAGCUGCGGAGAAAACUCAUCCGGCGCCCUAGGUCACGGAGACAGAUUGUCUCGCUCUCGACCCUUAACUAUAGAAAGAUUGCGCGGAUUAAAGGUCAUUGAAGUGGCCUGUGGAGGUCACCACGUGGCCGCUCUAACUUCCACAGGGAUUAUCUUCACCUGGGGCUCCAGUCAAUCGGGAGCCCUUGGCCUGGGAACCAGCAUCAGCUCUGUGACCGUUCCCACUCAAGUGGACUCAGUGGGAACUGGAGACACUAGAGUGGCGGCCAUCUAUGCUGGGAUAAACUGCACUCUGGCCCUUCUGGACACCGGAGAGAUUUAUGCCAGUGGAGCAAACACGAAAAAUCGCCUGGGAUUCGGCAAGAGUGUCAGGAAAAUCCCAAAAUUUAGGAAGAUCAAUCAAAUUGCGAAAAAAGUCACAGAUUUGUCCAUUGCAGAGGAACAUUCGGCAUUUAUCCUCGAAGGCGGCUAUGUUAUCACUUUCGGGGACAAUUUCUAUGGCCAGCGAGGCUUGGGACACAACAAAUGUCCACCGGAUGUCGCAAAUCUCGUCACGGGCAUCAAGAGUAAGUUCAUCAUUAAAGUCAGGUGCAAUUCAACAGGAUCCAUCGUCUUUUCCGAUGACAAUGUCGUGAGUUUCUGGGGAACACGCUUUGGUGUGCCCACAGACAACUUCCCAGACACCUUGGCAACGGAUUCAGACUACCGAAUGGGCGGCAAUACAGCCGCCUUCACAAAUUUCCUAGUCACAGUCUACAAAUCCGAGCUCAUUCUCGAUCCCAUUGACAUCCUAGCGCUCUAUUCCUCACCCGAGCAGCUGUCCAAAGGCCACUAUGUGAAGAUCAGCGACAUUCUGCCUCUUCAGCACAGCACUCUCAUCCUCGUCAACACGACAAAUCCUCUAAUUUCCUCACCGGAUGUCAACUAGUGUUACUCU